AUGGCUCGAAAGGGCUCCGCAAGCUCGAGCAGGCUCGGAGUCGGGAAUGAACGGUGGCAAUACGAACAAGACUUCUACAAUCCGGAAUUCGAGGAGUCUCAAGUGCCCCUCACCCCUCUCGACAGGCGCUCUCCAAUCGUCGCCAACUUCACUGCCCCUCGCUAUCAUCGCAACCUCACCGAGCGAGGCCGACUCCAAGGACUCAUGGGCGGCUCAGACCUCUCCUCGCGCAAGGGCGACGACCCCCUGGCCCACGAAGACCGGCUCAGCUUCAACUCCACCGAGCCCCAGGCCGGCCUGCCCCGCAUGGCCACCAAAUUCCAUCUCGAGCGCGGCAUCAUCCUCGACUCGCCCACCACACGAUUCAAGUCCUGGAUGGUCAACGAGGGCUCGAGGAAGUUCUUCACCUGGACCUGGAUUUUCAUCCACAUCAUCACCUUCGUCUUCGCCUUCCUCAACUUCCUGCUCAAAGACAACCUCACCCAAGCCAGAGCAACCUUCAACAUCACCUACCCUCUCGCCCGAGCCUCCGCACUCGUCCUCCACGUCGACGUCGCCUUCAUCCUCCUGCCCAUCUGCCGAAACUUCAUCACCCUCCUCCGGCGCUCGGCGCUCAACCAAGUCAUCCCCUUCGAGAAAAACAUCACCUUCCACAAGUUCACCGGCUUUGCGCUCGCCUUCUUCAGCGCCAUCCACAUCGUCGCCCAUCUCGUCAACUUCGCCCAGCUGGCUAUCAAGACCCAGACGGGCAUCGUCGGCUUCAUCGGCGCUAACUUCCUCACCGGCCCCGGCGCCACCGGAUGGAUCAUGACCCUCAGCCUUGGCAUCAUCGUCUGGUACGCCCGUGAGAAGCCCAGACGGGCGAAGUUCGAACGCUUCUGGUACUCCCAUCACCUCUUCAUCGUCUUCUUUUCCGCCUGGCAACUGCACGGAAUGUUCUGCAUGAUCCAGCCAGACCGGCCUCCUUAUUGCUCGUUCAACCAGAUUGGUGUCUUCUGGAAAUAUUGGCUGGUCGGUGGUACGAUUUUUAUCUGGGAGCGAGUCCUGCGAGAAGUGCGGUCGCGCCACAAGACAUACAUCUCCAAGGUAAUCCAACAUCCUUCGAACGUCUGCGAGGUGCAAAUCAAGAAGGAGAAAACGACGACCCGAGCAGGCCAGUAUAUCUUCCUCAAUUGUCCCGAAGUCUCGUACUGGCAAUGGCAUCCGUUCACGCUCACAUCGGCACCAGAGGAGGAUUACAUCUCUGUGCACAUCCGUUGUGUGGGCGACUUUACGACCGAGUUUGCGGAAGCUCUGGGCUGUGACUUCUCGCGUAACAAGGAGAAGAAGGCGAACGGGGCGGGGCCGACAGUCCUGCCCCCUGCGACCAACCGAGUCCUUCCCCGAGUGAUGGUAGAUGGGCCGUUUGGCUCGGCGUCGGAGGACGUGUUCAAGUUCGAGGUGGUGAUGCUAGUGGGAGGGGGGAUCGGGGUGACGCCGUUUGCGUCGGUGCUCAAGUCGAUCUGGUACAAGCUGAACUUCCCCUCGGCCUCGAAAUCCGGCUCGCCGAUCCGGCUCCAGAAGGUGUACUUCUUCUGGGUCUGCCGCGACUUCGACUCCUUCGAAUGGUUCAAGUCCCUCCUCUCGGCUAUCGAGGAACAGGACGUCGACGGGCGCGUCGAGCUCCAUACCUACAUCACCCAGAAACUCAAAGACGACGACAUCAACAACAUCAUCGUCUCCGAUGUCGGCGGACAGAGGGACGCGAUCACUCAGCUCCGCUCGCCCACUCAUUACGGCAGACCGAAUUGGGACCGUAUCUUCAACUCUGUCAGAGAGAAACACACGGCUACCGAUGUCGGCGUCUUCUUCUGUGGCCCUGGUCCAUUAGGACAUGCUUUACAUCUGCAAUGCAACAAAUGGACCGGCGGGACCGACAACGACACUCGAUUCUUUUGGGGUAAAGAAAACUUUUGA
Molecule: messenger RNA, 1956 nt
Organism: Puccinia triticina
Lineage: Eukaryota; Fungi; Basidiomycota; Pucciniomycetes; Pucciniales; Pucciniaceae
Exons: 5
Coding region: 1-1956 (651 amino acids)
Biological process (GO): defense response; superoxide anion generation
Cellular component (GO): plasma membrane; NADPH oxidase complex
Molecular function (GO): superoxide-generating NAD(P)H oxidase activity
Source: RefSeq, a predicted model, not a curated record